AUGCGACUAUCAGCGAGCGCUCUGGCUCUCUUGGCGUUGACGAUGAGGUCGUCGGUAUCAGCGUUUGACAUACGAGACCUCUCAAGCUCGACGCCGCUGGGCGAAUCGUCCAUCUAUUUCUGCAAAUGUAUCUGCUUCAGCAACUACACAAUCGUGCCUCUCUACAGGCCAAAUGAUCCCUCCAAACCCUGCUUGAGCUGCACAAAACAAUUCUGCUUGGAUCAGAAGCUAGGCAUAUGCAAGGAUGCAGAGAAAGGCGAGACCGAUCUCGAUACGGCCACGGGCGAGGAGGGCGACGUGACGACAAAGUGCUUCCAACGCGACUCUGUCCUCUCUCGUUUCGUCAUCAUGAGCUUCAUCGGUAUCACUGCCGGCUUGCUACUGAGCGCAUCCGUCAAAGAUCGCUUGCCGGCACUCUUGUCGCGGUAUGGCAUUGCCCAGACGACGAGCAGCUGGGCAGGACGUGCUUCCAAUGGUCGACAGGUUUGGGAACAGUUCAGAGCACGGGCCAUGAGCGCGACCAGGCGAUAA
Mixia osmundae IAM 14324 is the source of this 531-nucleotide messenger RNA. RefSeq lists its product as uncharacterized. Bases 1 to 531 code for a protein of 176 amino acids. The transcript has 3 exons. Lineage: Eukaryota; Fungi; Basidiomycota; Mixiomycetes; Mixiales; Mixiaceae. The record is from RefSeq and is a predicted model, not a curated record.